Daucus carota subsp. sativus is the source of this 1225-nucleotide messenger RNA. RefSeq lists its product as uncharacterized. The transcript has 8 exons. Gene Ontology annotation, biological process: mitotic cell cycle; chromosome segregation. The coding region runs from base 194 to 1042 and encodes 282 amino acids. The record is from RefSeq and is a predicted model, not a curated record. Gene Ontology annotation, cellular component: outer kinetochore; kinetochore; spindle microtubule. NCBI's taxonomy places the organism in Eukaryota, Viridiplantae, Streptophyta, Magnoliopsida, Apiales, Apiaceae.
GAAGCAGAGGUAGAACUUUGGUUUAACACAGUUUGAAAAUAAAAGGGCGGUAGUAUCCGAGCAGAUGCAGAGAGAAAGCACGAAGAAUUGAGGGAGAUACGGGCCAUACGGCAGGGAAGAAUCGUGGGGAGAGAGAGAGAGAGAGACGGCAGGGAAGAAUCGUGGGGGGAGAGAGAGAGAGGGAGAGAGGACGAUGGAGGAGUCAAUCGGGAAAUUGGGGAAAACACUAGGAGGCUUCUGCGCAAAUCUUCAAAACAGCUGUCACGCUCUCAAGCAGUCCGUCGAACGCCGCCCCAUUCCUCUUGAUUCCGCGUCAACUAAUUUCGUGCGAUGCCUGAAUGGCCGAGUAUCAUCCACCUCCACCGAUCUCAACUUGCUCCACUCUAUGGCCUUUGAUACGGUGUCGUUUGAGGAGCUUCUUGGUCACUGCAAUCAAGUUUACAACAAGAAUUACACCGAUAUACUUGACCUCGAAGACCGCUUGUUCACCUUCGGCUACUCUCCUCAUGAUGCUGAACCUGAACAAGUCGAAGAUAAAGAAGAUUGUUUAUUAGAGGAUUCACCUCCGCAGUCAAGUCUGAAAGCAAUUCAAGAUGAUAAUUUAUUUGACGAUUCAAUGAGUUUACAGAAUCUUGGACUUUCUGACGCUUGUCUUGCAACUAUUGCUUCUCAAGCAAAUGAUAACGUUCAGAUGGAAGAAGAAUAUCAAGCUAGCACUAAAUUCUUUGAAUUGCCUGAAGACGAGUUGGAGUCAUGCAAGGGUUCUGGAUCCUUCCUAACUGUAUCCAAAGAUGAUUAUGCAAGCAUACCAUCAUACAUGAAAAUCUUAGCUUCGUGGGAGGACGUGACAGCUGCUGUUGAGAAGCUGAAUGCGAGCUUGGCUAUAAAGGAGAAAUUGCAGGGAAGCUAUUUUUUUGGUCAAGACGAAAUUGCAUCAUUGGGAUUAGGGCCUAAAGGAAGAUCAUUUGUGCUGAUGCUGUUACGGAUGAACAAAUUAGUUAUUGAGAACAUUGAUGGUUCUGUAUGCUACAAAGUGUUGUAGGCAAACAUGAUGUUCGACUAUUACUGGUGGAAAUGAAAAAAACUUGUUAGAUAGCAUAGUAUCAUUCAAAAGAAUCUUUGUUCUUUUCAGUUACUAAAAUUUUUGGUCUUGGCGAUAAUUAUUUCGUAGUUUACAACCAUAUAUUCUGUAAUUUGCUGCUAUGCAACUCUUUGUUCACUUGUA